GUCAAAUGGCCCCCAGUGGGGGAGGGGGUGAGGAGGCCUUUCCUCUUGGCUUGAACUCGGCUGACCUGUCUGCGGUUCCCUCCUCCAGCCUGGUGUAGGGUCUCUGGCUGAAGUCCUCGGGGCCGCUGCCUGAAGAUGACCUCCGUGGACCGGCCCAGCCCCAGGGCUGCCCUGGAAGGAACUUCGCCUCUUCCUGGGAUUUUUACCGCCAAGAGCUCCCCAGCCCCCAGUUCCCAGGGCCUCCUCAGCCAGGUCAAGCAGUUCUCCAGGUGUCCCCCACUUUUGGCUGCAAAGCUGGAGAGCAUUUGUUCCUCGCUUCAGAGGGUGCAGGAGGAUCUUGAAGGCCACCAGAAGCAGAUAGGCAGCGUCUUGCAGAUCGUGGAGAGCUGUGGCGAGCUCCAGGGCUUGCUGACCGUGGGGGUGGCCCAGAUCCCACCUGCCUCGCCCACCAGCCCGGACGUCCGCCCUCGCCCGGAGGCCAGGUCCCCGCAGGAGCGGGACUUCAGAGAGGUCCUGGCCGCGAGGUCGUCCGACUGGCUCUGGUGGCCCUUCGGAGCAGGACCCCAGCCGGAAACGCCGACGUCCUGGGACCCUCAACCCCGGUUUUGGCAAGAUGUUCUGACCGAGCAACUCUGGCAGGUUUUUGCCGGUGUCCACAGUGAGCUCAAAGACCUGGGACACAAACUGACAGAGCGGGCGCCAGGGCUGGAAAGCGAGGCCCGGGGUUCGGAUGAGUCGGAAACAGAGCCGGGUCCGGAAGACGCCUCCAGUCCCCGAGCCCUCGGACUGCCCACGACCUCCGCCGGGCCCCCAGACAGGAGCAGCGGCUGUGGUGUGGCCCAGGAGCCUGUUGGGAGACCCUUUUCGUUUCUGAAGCCCAUAUGCUGGGAUCCAGAGGACUUCGACGACUCGUGGAAGAGGCCGGACACCGCGCCCGGGCAGUCGUGGCGGCUGGCCGUGCCCUACGAGCUGGAGAAGAUGCGCGUGCUGGCGCACGGGGAGUCCGUGCUGGCCGUGGCCGUCAGCAGCUUCACGCGCCACGCGUUCACCUGCAGCAGGGCCGGCGUCAAGGUGUGGAGCCUGACCGGCCAGGUGGCCAAGGACAGGUUCCCCGAGGCCCACCUGCCCGUCCAGACGCCCGGGGCCUACCUGCGCACCUGCCUGCUCUCGGCCAACAGCAGGACGCUGUUCACGGGCGGCUACAACCUGGCCGGCGUGAGCGUGUGGGACCUGGUGGCGCCCUCGCUGCACGUGAAGGGCGAGCUGCCCUGCGCGGGCCUCGCCUGCCAGGCGCUGGCCGCCAGCCCCGACGACAACCUGGCCAUCAGCGGCUUCAGCAGCGGCACCGUGCGGGUCUGGGACCUGCGGGAUCACAGCGUGGUCAGGGACUUGACGGGCCACCCAAACGGAGUCAAGAGCAUCGCGGUCAAAGACCACAACAUCUGGGCGGGGGGCCUGGAUGCCUGUCUGCGGUGCUGGGACCAGCGGAUGGGCAAGAAGCCCCUGGAGUACCUAUUCGAGUCUCAGAUCAUGAGCCUGUCUCACAGCCCUAAGGAAGACUGGGUGCUGCUGGGCCUGGCCAACGGGCAGCAGUGGCUGCAGGACACCCGUGGGGGCGAGUCGCACAUGGUGGGGUCCAAUGGUGGCACCAUCUUGGGCCUUAAGUUCUCCCCCUUUGGCCGCUGGUGGGUGAGCGUGGGCAUGGAGGACGUCAGCAUCCACAGCAUGCCCACCGGGGCCAAGGUGUUCCAGGUGCCCGAGACCUCCCCCGUCAUGUGUUGCGACGUGUCUUCCAACAACCGACUGGUCGUCAUGGGCUGCGGGGACCAGGCGCUGGUGUACCAGGUCACCUACUGAGCGGCCUCCCGCCCGGCUCUUCUCCCCCCCCCCAGGAGGGCAGCGGUGGAGGGGACGGGAAGGGUCUCCCGGGGCACCGCGAGAUGGAGCCGGCCGUCUGUGGGCUCUGGUCUUUGUCACGGGUAAUAAAGCAACAGGGAAAAGCAGCGUAGGUGUGCCCUGUCCUUUG
Molecule: messenger RNA, 2026 nt
Organism: Microcebus murinus (gray mouse lemur)
Lineage: Eukaryota; Metazoa; Chordata; Mammalia; Primates; Cheirogaleidae
Gene: TLE6
Product: TLE family member 6, subcortical maternal complex member
Biological process (GO): regulation of DNA-templated transcription; negative regulation of canonical Wnt signaling pathway
Cellular component (GO): transcription regulator complex; nucleus
Molecular function (GO): protein binding; transcription corepressor activity
Source: RefSeq, a predicted model, not a curated record